AUGAAGCAGGCUGCCCAGCGAACCCUGCAGCAGGCAGUGCGCACCGCUGCGCCCCGACCAGCCGUCUUGCGCGCCGCGCGGCCCAUCGCUUCGACUUCGGCCGGUCGCCCCUUCUCGUCGACAGCGUUCCGGCGCGAGGAGAAGAAGGACGAGGCGGACGACAAGAAGAAGAAGGAAGAGCACCGGGACACGACCGUCGAAGGGCGCUCGCCCGUCCAGGCGUUCAUCGACGUUUUCCGCGAUGAGCUCCGCAAGAACCGCGAGUGGCAGGACUCGGUCAAGCAGCUCGGCGGAGAGGUCAGCAAGGUCCAGGACAGCGAGGCGAUGCAGCGCGCAAAGGCGAUGUACGAGCGGGCGAGGAUGAUGUCGAGCAUCAAGGAGAACCCUCGACUUGCCGCUGCUGCUGCCGAGCUGCGCAAGACCGGCCACAACGUCAACGACGCCGUCAGCACCGCCCUCAAGGGAAUGGAGGAGACUGCUCUCGUCCGGACGCUCUCCCGGUCUGCUCGCGCCGUCGGAUCAGCCGCCUACACCGCUUCCGCCCCGAUCCGCGAUACAGAAGCGUACAAGGCCGUCGCAGCCGAGAUCACCGACCUUCUCGACAACGCAGCGAACGACAUGCAGCACGGCGGGUACAUCGACCGUGACGCCAGGCGGAGAAGGCGGGAGGCACGGCUGGCCAAGAUUGGGCGGAGUAAGGAGGCUGGAAUGGCGGCGAGGAAGGUAAAGGUCGAGGAGAACCCUGAAGCCGGCGAGUCGGUCGUCUUGCAUGCAACCGCCAACGCCGAGUCUUCCACGCCCUCCCGCUUGCCCAAGCCUCUCGCCGACGCUCUCGCCUCCUGGUCUCACACCUACGCCGAAUCCGACAACCCCUUCAUCGUCAUGUCUCGCUCGGUGACGGGCACGAUCGGACGAUUGUUCGACGAGACGGAGACGGCAAAGGUUACCAAGUGGGUCAAGGAGAUGGAUCCGUCGUUCACCCAAGAGAGUUUCUUGAGGGAGCUGAGGGAGUACAUCGUGCCGGAGCUUGUCGACGCAUACGUCAACGCCGACCAGCCCAUCCUCAAGCAGUGGUGCAGCGAGGCGACCUUCAACGUCCUUGUUGCUACCCUGCAAGGCUCUAUUGGCCCCUCGCUCGUCUCGGAGUCUCGGGUGCUCGACAUCCGCAACGUUGACAUCAUGUCCGCCAAGAUUCUCGAGAACGACGUUCACGUCUUUGUCGUUGCGUGGCGAACGCAAGAAGUGCUCGCUUACCGCGACAUCAAGACGAACGAGGUCACGGUCGGCGACGAGAACAAGAUUCAGCAGGUCGGAUACGUUGCGGUGCUUACCCGUGUUGAGGAGGAGCUUGACAAUGAGGAGACCGGCGGAUGGAAGGUCAUUGACAUGGCUCGUCGCGCCGCCUAA
This is a messenger RNA of Rhodotorula toruloides NP11, 1407 nucleotides long. Its product is annotated as mitochondrial inner membrane translocase subunit TIM44. Gene Ontology annotation, biological process: protein import into mitochondrial matrix. The record is from RefSeq and is a predicted model, not a curated record. Gene Ontology annotation, molecular function: protein-folding chaperone binding. Gene Ontology annotation, cellular component: mitochondrial inner membrane. The coding region runs from base 1 to 1407 and encodes 468 amino acids. Lineage: Eukaryota; Fungi; Basidiomycota; Microbotryomycetes; Sporidiobolales; Sporidiobolaceae. The transcript is spliced from 7 exons.